Messenger RNA from Xylona heveae TC161, 1261 nucleotides. RefSeq names its product putative cystathionine beta-synthase. Bases 86 to 1138 code for a protein of 350 amino acids. The record is from RefSeq and is a predicted model, not a curated record. Gene Ontology annotation, molecular function: cystathionine beta-synthase activity; cysteine synthase activity. Gene Ontology annotation, cellular component: cytoplasm. The transcript is spliced from 2 exons. Lineage: Eukaryota; Fungi; Ascomycota; Xylonomycetes; Xylonales; Xylonaceae.
AAUUCCUCGCACUUCCUCUUCAAUUCUUUCAAAUAAAUAUUUCUUGUCACAGUGUGCCUUUUUUUGGUACAAACUUGGUUUCAAGAUGGGAGAGAUUAAACCAACCGCCGCUCCCUUUUUGGGCCAGUUGAAGAGUGAUUCGGUGGCCGACCACAUCGGCGCGACGCCUCUUGUGCGUUUGAAUCGUGUACCUGAAAGUCUCGGAAUCAAAGCCCAGAUAUAUGCAAAGCUGGAAUACUUCAACGCAGGCGGCUCCGUCAAAGACCGGAUUGCAAAGCGAAUGGUUGAGAAGGCCGAGCAAGAUGGACUUAUUAAGCCUGGUGAUACGUUGAUUGAGGCUUCAAGUAGGAACACAGGAAUCGCAAUUGCUCUGAUGGCUGCAAUCAAAGGCUACAUAUGUAUCAUUACUUUGUCUGAGAAAAUGUCCUUGGAAAAGGAGCAAAUAUUACAAGCACUGGGAGCCAAAGCCGUGCGUACACCGGCCGAAGUGCCCAUCGAGUCGCCAGACUCCAUAAUCAGCGUUGCACGACGCUUGCAAAAGGAGAUUCCCAACUCGUGGAUCCUGGAUCAGUACAACAACCCGGAAAAUUCUGCUGCUCAUGAAUUUGGCACGGCGGAGGAGCUGUGGCAUCAGACGGAGGGAAAAUUGGACGUUGUGAUCAGUGGUGCAGGCACUGGAGGCACUGUCACAGGCAUAUCGAGGGGUUUGAAAAAGCAUGACCCUGGAUUGCUUGUUGUCGGUGUGGACCCGGUGGGAUCAGUGCUCGCACAGCCCGAUACUCUCAAUCAGAUUAAGAGUGAGUACAAAGUGGAAGGAAUUGGGUACGACUUUGUGCCGGCUGUCUUGGAUCAGUCCGCUCCUGAUAUGUGGAUCAAAACCACGGAUAAAGAUUCUUUUCAAUUCGCACGUCGACUGGCGCGAGACGAAGGACUACUUUGUGGUGGUUCUGCGGGAGCGAUGAUUGCUGCGCUGGUCCAGUUUGUCGACCAGCAUCCUGAAUACAAUGAACAGGACAAGGUCGUUGUAGUGAUAUUACCAGAUGGCCUUCGGAACUAUCUGACUAAAUUUGCAAGCGAUGACUGGAUGGAGCAGAAUGGAUAUCAAGUAGAUGUAGGAUCUGAGGAACGGAAAGGAUAGCUAUGUAUAGUUCUUUAGAAAACAAUCAGUAAUGAAUCAAUUGAUCCUCUCGUUCUAAUAUGACUGAGUCGUCUUGAUUCGCCUUUAGAUUGCCUAUCAUCUUGAAAAUGUACGAGCGUAAUU